UCACGCACGCGCAGUACCCCUGGAUAGUCACGCCUCGAUCUUGACUGGCAUAACUUUCUAACAUGUCUUCUACACGGCCACCAACUAAAAGCGACCGAUUGCUCGACAUCCCAUGUCGUGUGUGUGGCGACCGCAGCUCCGGCAAACACUACGGCAUCUACAGCUGUGACGGCUGCUCCGGUUUCUUCAAACGCAGUAUACACAAGAACCGCGUGUACACCUGCAAGGCACAGGGCGAGAUGAAGGGCCUGUGCCCCAUAGACAAGACACACCGCAACCAGUGCAGAGCAUGCAGGCUAAACAAGUGUUUUGAUUCAGACAUGAACAAAGACGCGGUCCAGCAUGAACGUGGCCCGAGGAAACCCAAGAUGAAGUCCCCGGAAAUGUGUGUAUCCCUCCACAGUCAUUCUCAAGACCGGCCUAUAGAUCUGAGUCUCUCAAAUACGAACGCGUCUGCGGCCGUCAAGUUUGAUGUGGACUCAUUCCAUAAGUUCCGUAUCCGACCUGACCACCCCAUGGUUGUAAUGGGAUACGCUGGUGAACUUCCGCCCGAAAUGAUGCGCUUACACGCCCCUUCAGCGUUCACAUCACCUCCGCUGAUGACAUCAAUGAUGACCUUACAACAUGAUGUAUGGCAGGAGGUUAUGGCACGACUUCUUUUCACCAUAAUCAGCUGGGUCAAACAGAUUCCAGCUUUUCUCGUACUCUCCGACAAUGACCAGACAUCGUUGCUAACAGCUUGCUGGAAGGAAUUGUUUCUUUUGGGAAUUGUACAAUGGGGACUGCCGGUGGAUACAGUGAACAAGAUGGUGUGUAGACCCCGAUUGGAGGCUGAAGACCCAUGUACGAACAAUGAGAUGGAUAGACUAAAUGAGACAGUUGGGAAGUUUCGGGAGAUGAAUCUCGACUCCACUGAGUUCACGUGUCUUAAAGCCAUCGCUCUGUUCAAAUCAGACGCCCCUGCUUUGACGGACAGUAAGUCGGUGGAGGCGCUACAAGAUCAGGCCCAGCUCAUGUUGUCGGACCAUGCCCAACUCAACUACCCGAGACAGGUCGUCAGAUUCGGCCGUCUACUUAUGCUUUUGUCAAGGUUACAGGGUGUCAGUAACAUGACGCUAGAAACAGUCUUCUUCCGGGGCAUCGUUGGCAAUAUCAGUAUCGAGAAGCUUGUGGGAAACAUCCUACAUGGUGAGGUCGUGUAGAGGGUCGUGUGGCUUUUCAUUGAGAAGUUAUAUUGCAAGGCCUUGUUUGCAUAUAUUCUGUAAAAAACAGUAUCAUAUAAUCACAGUUUAUGCACUGAUUGAAAGCAACUGACUUGUGGUACAAAUGAUCAAGUGUCACAUGACUUGUAUGUUACCCGUUAGCUUCCACGCGAAGUCAAACUUUUGUUGGCAUAGUUUUUUAGCACCACCAACAGGGACAGUUGCAUAUUGCCAUAAACCCUAUCUGUUCCGAGGAGACACGAACACGGAUCUGACAAACUGCAUUGGUAGUAACAUAGGUAAGGAAAUAAGGAAUGGUACUGUUCUUCAACAAAGAUCAUUUGUGACAGUAACUACGAUCCUGAAUAUACAUAAUUUUGCAUAUUUCAUCCUUGUGUAAUUUGCCUCGGCUAGUAUUAAAUAUCAUGUUAAAGUUAGCUUAGUAAAUAAACAAGUUCUAGAGCAAGAGUCACUUCACAUAUUGUAUAUAGUAAUAUAAGGGUAACGCCAUUUUUCAGGGCAUUACCAUUUGCAGAAGCCCGAGGUCUUCCAUUA
This is a messenger RNA of Haliotis rufescens (red abalone), 1757 nucleotides long. RefSeq names its product protein dissatisfaction-like. The coding region runs from base 63 to 1202 and encodes 379 amino acids. The record is from RefSeq and is a predicted model, not a curated record. Lineage: Eukaryota; Metazoa; Mollusca; Gastropoda; Lepetellida; Haliotidae. The transcript is spliced from 6 exons. Gene Ontology annotation, molecular function: zinc ion binding; nuclear receptor activity; RNA polymerase II cis-regulatory region sequence-specific DNA binding. Gene Ontology annotation, biological process: regulation of transcription by RNA polymerase II; anatomical structure development; cell differentiation.